AUCAUGUUUCCAUUGCCUACAUUCCCCAACAUUGAUUAUUCUUUUCAUUCCUAGACUAUUCACCAAUUACUCCAAACCUCAAACUGCAAAAAACAUGAGCCUGAGAUCCUUGUUUUCCAUUUCUUUAUUGUCCAGCCUAAUAUGCUUGUUCAUGACACCAUCAACAUGUCAGAACGUGACAGCAAAAAAGAUAGAUGUCGGGGUCAUUUUAGAUAUGGAUACAUAUGUUGGGAAGAUGAGCAAAACAUGCCUCGAGAUGGCGAUCCUCGAUUUCUACACUGCACAUGGUAAUUACACUACAAGAUUAGUCCUUCACAUGAGAAACGCAAUGGGCGAUGCCGUGAUGGCUACAUCUGCAGCGAUAGAAUUGUUAAAGAAUUACCAAGUCAAGGCCAUUCUAGGGCCUCAACAAUCAAGACAAGCAGAUUUUAUAGCUGAUAUCGGGAAGACAUCUCAGGUUCCCAUAAUUUCCUUCACUGUGACAAGCCCUUUGCUUUCACACCUUGAAACUCCCUACUUCAUCCGAAUGGCACAAGUGGACACCUCUCAGCUAAAAGCUAUAGCUGCCAUUGUCAAUGCCGUCAGGUGGCGUGAAGUUGUACCUAUUUAUGAACGCUCUCAUUACGGAAGUGGAAUUAUCUCUGGUCUUGCCGAUGCCAUGCAAGGAAUCGGUACAAGAAUACCGUACCGGUGUGGAAUCUCUCCUUCAGCUACGGAUGAUCAGAUCCUGAAAGAGCUCUACAAUUUAAUGACUAUGCAAACACGUGUUUUCAUUGUGCAUAUGUUGCCGAAUCUUGCAUAUCGACUUUUUCUCAAGGCAAAGGAAGCAGGAAUGAUGAGCAAAGGAUAUGCCUGGAUAGUCACGGAUGGGAUUGCAAGCCUUCUCGGCUCCAUGGAUACCGACGUCAUCAAUUCUAUGCAAGGAGUUAUAGGGGUGAAGACUUACAUUCCUCAGACGAAAGAGCUAGACCAAUUCUCGAAGAGAUGGGAACAGCGAUUUCAUGAGGAAUAUCCAGGGAUAGACCAUGUUCAGCUCAAUACCUAUGGCCUAGGUGCCUAUGAUAGCAUUUCUGCUUUAGCAAUGGCAGCAGAAAAGGCCAAUAUAGCGAACUCACAAUUUAGUAUACCAGCCAUCCGGGAUAAUAUGACUGAUCUGGAAACCGUUGGUGUCUCAGAGGCAGGGCCAAAGCUCCUCCAGUCAGUUUUGAACACUAAAUUCACCGGAUUAAGCGGCGAAGUUUAUUUCAAAUAUGGACAAAUGCCAAUAUCUGCCUUUCAGAUAGUAAACUUGGUUGGAGAUGAUACGACACCAAUUGGACCUUGGACAGAGAAUGGCAUCACAGAUCAACUUCUUGCCAGCAAUGAGAACUCAAUCAGAGAGAAGAAUUAUCUGAAGAAAAUUGUUUGGCCUGGUAAAUCAAGAAUAAUCCCAAAAGGUUGGGAUAUUCCGGCAAAUGAGAAGAAGUUGAGGGUUGGAAUCCCGGUAAAAAGAGGAUUUAGCCAAUUCAUAAAUGUGACAAGAGAUCCUCUGACAAAUGCUCCCAUUGUCACUGGUUAUUGCAAAGAUGUGUUUGAAGCUGUCAUGAAUUCAUUGCCGUAUGCUGUUCUGUAUGAGUAUGAACCCUUCGAGACUAGUGAAGGCAGUGGAGAGAGUGCAGGAAAUUAUGAUGAUCUUGUUAAAAAGGUCUCCACUGAGGAAUAUGAUGCUGUUGUUGGUGACAUAACCAUUAGGACGAACCGAACCAAUUCUGUGGAUUUCACCCUUCCUUACACAGAGUCAGGUGUGUUCAUGAUUGUUCCAAUCAAGGUUGAUGAUAAAAAAAGUGCAUGGAUCUUCUUGAAACCACUGAAGACAGAAGUGUGGAUAACCACAGGAGCCUUCUUUCUGUACACCGGGAUUGUAGUAUGGGUUCUUGAGCACCGGGAGAACAAAGAAUUCAGAGGACCUCCAUCCAAACAAGUUGGAAUGAUCUUGUGGUUCUCUUUCUCUACAAUGGUCUAUGCCCACAAGGAAAGGGUAGUCAGCAACUUGUCGAGAUUUGUGUUGAUCGUAUGGAUCUUUGCUGUCCUAGUACUGUCGUCGAGUUACACAGCAAGCUUGACCUCUCUGUUAACGGUACAACGGCUCCAACCGACAAUCACAGAUAUCAAUGCUCUCAUAAGGAAUGGAGAGUACAUUGGGUACCAGGAGGGUUCUUUCAUUCUGGACCUUUUGAAAAACUUAAAUGCAAAUGAGUCCAAGCUCAGACCGAUGAGGACUUUAGAGGAAUUUAAUGAGCAACUUUCUAAAGGCAGUAAUAAUGAUGGUGUAUCUGCAAUUGUGGAUGAACUCCCUUAUCUCAGGCUGCUUCUCGCUCAGUAUUGUUCAAAUUAUAAGUUGGUCAGUCAACUCAACAAGACUGCAGGUUUUGGAUUUGCAUUUCCGAAGGGCUCACCACUAGUUCCAGACGUAUCGAGGGCAAUCCUGAAAGUCACUGAGUCGUCUGACCUGACUUUAAUUAGAAAAGCAUGGUUUGGCGAUCAGGACGAGUGUUCAGAGGAAGACGAGACCACUUUAACCUCCAACAGCCACACGCUGGACAGUUUCAGGGGCCUUUUCCUCAUCGCAGCGCUUUCCUCAACCUCUGCGCUUGUCAUCUUCUUGAUCCAUUUCUUCUACGAGAACGGACACAUCUUAGCCUCCCAGCAACCGGUGAAGCAAAAAGUCGCGGCCAUUGCGAAGAAAUUUGAUGAGAAGAAGGAAGACGCCCAUGAGGCGGCAAAGAAGGAAAAGACCAAAGAAGAAGAAAUCGAAAUGGCUGGUAGAGGAGAAAUCCAUCUCACCCCAGGUGCAACCAGCUUUUCCAAUCAUGAAGACGGUCUGUUAUCACCAGAUGAGGGCUUAUCAUCCACGGAACCUGGAACCCCGUAUCACGAGUAUGCUGUUAGAGGGAUGAAUGGAGAUGGGCACAGAAACUACUCUUUUCACUCCAACUCUGAUUCUUUCUCGUAUGAUAAAAUCUAAUUUCACUAACCUCGAUAGCAGUGUCCAUAGUUAUGAGGGGCAAAGGUUUUUUCUUUUCAAUCUUCCAUUUGUAUUCUUCAGAGAUGUAAUGGUUUACAGUUGCAUGAUAAAGGAAGGAAGCCAUAGUGGCUCCUGCGUCUUCGCAGUUAAAA
Molecule: messenger RNA, 3156 nt
Organism: Syzygium oleosum
Lineage: Eukaryota; Viridiplantae; Streptophyta; Magnoliopsida; Myrtales; Myrtaceae
Product: glutamate receptor 2.7-like
Exons: 5
Coding region: 95-3004 (969 amino acids)
Cellular component (GO): plasma membrane
Molecular function (GO): glutamate-gated receptor activity
Source: RefSeq, a predicted model, not a curated record